This is a messenger RNA of Dracunculus medinensis (Guinea worm), 789 nucleotides long. NCBI's taxonomy places the organism in Eukaryota, Metazoa, Nematoda, Chromadorea, Rhabditida, Dracunculidae. The record is from the annotation of a GenBank genome assembly.
UAUAGAAUGUUCGCUUUAUUGGCUAUUUUAGAUGCAUUGGGCUGUUUGACGCUUGGCUUAGCACUUUAUUUCGGCUUUGGUAAUUCGGAUGGUGUCCAUUGGCAUUUAAUGCGCUGUGUCGGUGGUCAAUUUAUGACCGCAGCAUUUAUGUUUUUCUCAUUUCGAAAAUCUAAUUUGGAAACUUUAUCAGCGUACUAUUUGCUGCGAAUUUUGGUUUGUCAUUUAUUUCCAUUUAUUAGUGAGUAUUACGUAAGGUCAAAUAGGUACCCUUUCACCAGAGAGAGAUUUUUAAAAUAUUGGUGGUUCAUAUGGCUUGUAAUCAGUAUAACUCAACAAAUAAGGGUGAAUUGGGUUGUUGGACAUACAACAAAUGUAUUGACCGAUCUUGAAAACGUCUUGUAUCAGCUGGAUUCCAUAACAUCAAUAUCAAUCGGUGCCGCUUGGCUCGCUUUCCCGAAAUGGCUUCUAAAUCGUCAGGUGAAUGUGAUAUUGGACGAAUCGCACGAAUUUUGCGCUCGAAUAAUGGGUGCCUACUUUUUGACAUCACAUAUUAUUAGUACUCGAGCCUUAAAUUUCAAAAAAGAUACGGAUCGAGUUGUUGCGAUCGACUGCCGAACUAUUUUAUGCAUAACAGUUCUUAUUGCUCAAAUAUGGUCACAAUAUGCCUAUACGGAUGAUUGGAGUGGUGGGCAUUGGGUUGGCAUUUCGUUGUUCUCAACAUGGACAAUUAUUAGUUCUCUUUAUCGAAUUCAUGUGAUGCUCCAAAAUAGAAAAGCAAAGUGCGACUGA